CUGAAUACUUAUUAUUUAAGAUCAGAAAGAAAACAGGCCAUCAUAUUUUAAAAGGUUAAAACAACUAUUCAAGGAAUAAGAUAACAAACAACAUGCUGAAAAAAGCACUUGCUAUCUACAUUUACGCACAGGUGGCUCUGUGCGUAUUGGUGAGGGCGCAGUGCCCUGCGCGCUGCAGCUGUCCGGAUCCUCCGCCGUGCGCUCCCGGUGCGCGCCUCGUUAUGGAUGACUGCGCCUGUUGUCUAGUGUGCACACGGCAGCGUGGUGAGCUCUGCUCGGAAAGGAACCCUUGCAACACGGAGAAAGGACUCCGGUGCGAUUACGCCCGUAGUGUACGCAGGAGGACAGGUGUAUGUGUAGCUCAUGAGGGAGAUGUUUGUCAAUUGGAUGGCGCCGUCUAUCAAAAUGGAGAAACAUUCUUUCCGAGCUGCAAAUACCAGUGCUUGUGUAAGGAUGGUCAGAUUGGGUGUGUGCCACGCUGUAAUCUGGGCAUGAUGCUUCCGGGACCCGACUGCCCCUUUCCACGGAGGAUCCAAGUUCCUGGCGAGUGCUGUGAGAAGUGGGUGUGUAAUGCUCAGGAUGAGAUCAGCGCACUCGGUGGGUUUGCAAUGGCAGCUUACAGGCAGGAAGAAACGGUGGGCUUUGACCAGUGGGACUCCAGUGUAAAUUGUAUCGAGCAGACCACAGAAUGGAGUGCCUGCUCUAAAACCUGUGGCAUGGGAAUGUCCACCCGAGUGACCAAUAAGAAUCAACGCUGUGAUAUGACCAAGCAGAGCAGACUUUGUAUGAUAAGACCCUGUGAAAACCUGAACGAGCUGAAAACCACAACAAAGGAAGGCCGGUGUCUAAGAACAAAGAGAAGCACCAAAGUCACUCACUUCACCUUGAAGAAUUGCACCAGUGUCCAGGUCUACAGACCUCGGUUUUGCGGGCUGUGCAGUGACGGCCGUUGCUGCACCCCUCACAACACAAAGACAGUUCAGGUGGAGUUCCUGUGCCCCGAGAACAAGAUCAUCAGGAGACCUAUGAUGUUCAUUUACACCUGUGUAUGUCAUCACCACUGCCCACGAGACAACACCAUCUACCAGCCUCCUGCCAGCACUGGUCACAUGGGCCUCCAACUGUGAGAGCAGGAAUAUAACCAGAUGAAAGAAUAAAAUAUGAAACAGUCUGUGAAAUACAUACUGUAUAUGCACUUGUGCUUCUUGAGAUGGGAGUGUACAAUUUGAGAACAAAGUAGAACUAGACAUUUUUGCAGAGGGUCUGGGUAGGAAACUUUUCU
This is a messenger RNA of Triplophysa rosa, 1282 nucleotides long. RefSeq names its product CCN family member 3-like. NCBI's taxonomy places the organism in Eukaryota, Metazoa, Chordata, Actinopteri, Cypriniformes, Nemacheilidae. The record is from RefSeq and is a predicted model, not a curated record. The transcript has 5 exons. Gene Ontology annotation, cellular component: extracellular matrix; extracellular region. Gene Ontology annotation, molecular function: heparin binding; integrin binding. Bases 93 to 1127 code for a protein of 344 amino acids. Gene Ontology annotation, biological process: signal transduction; cell adhesion.